GCUCUUAUCAGACCAGGGUGAAAAGAAGCCACACCCACUCUCUCUUCCGGGCACCAGCAGAAUUUGGAACACGCUGAUCCUCAUGAUCUUCUCAAGAUGUAUUAAUAACAUAUAUUAAUAACUUAAUCCCCCAGCUUGCCCCUGCUCUUGUGUGGCCUGCUCAGUGUGAUUUACAGACAAGACCCAGAAGAACUUCAGAUUGAGGUGGGGCAUAUUGAACUCAAUUUGCUUGGAAACUGCCCAGGAAAGGCUGAACCCUUCCCUGGGAGCAGCUAGAGGGAGUCUUAGCCAUGGGUGAGGUGACAGCAGAGGAGGUAGAAAAGUUCUUGGAUUCAAAUAUUGGCUUUGCCAAACAAUACUAUGACUUUCACUAUCGGGGGAAGGUCAUCUCAGACCUUCUCGGGGCCAAGGAGGCAGCCGUGGACUUCAGCAACUACCACGAUGUGAACAGCGUGGAGGAGAGUGAGAUCAUCUUUGACCUCCUGCGGGACUUUCAGGAGAACUUACAGGCCGAGAAAAGCACAUUCAAUGUCAUGAAGAAGCUCUGCUUCCUCCUGCGGGCUGACCGUAUGAGCCUGUUCAUGUACAGGACCCGCAAUGGCAUCGCCGAGCUUGCCACCAGGCUCUUCAAUGUCCACAAGGAUGCUGUCCUAGAGGAGUGCUUGGUGAUGCCUGACUCCGAGAUUGUCUUCCCUCUGGACAUGGGUGUCGUGGGCCACGUCGCACACUCCAAAAAGAUUGUCAAUGUCCCCAACACAGAAGAGGACGAGCAUUUCUGUGACUUCGUGGACAAUCUCACAGAAUAUAAGACCAAGAGCAUCCUGGCUUCCCCCAUCAUGAAUGGGAAGGAUGUGGUAGCCGUCAUCAUGGCUGUGAAUAAAAUAGAUGAAUCCCACUUCACCAAGAGAGAUGAGGAGAUUCUUCUCAAGUACCUCAACUUUGUGAAUCUGAUCAUGAAGGUAUUCCACCUGAGUUACCUGUACAACUGUGAGACCCGGCGUGGCCAGAUAUUGCUGUGGUCUGGAAGCAAGGUCUUUGAGGAGCUCACGGAUAUAGAGAGGCAGUUCCACAAGGCCCUGUACACAGUGCGAGCUUUCCUCAACUGUGACAGAUACUCCAUAGGACUCUUAGACAUGACCAAGCAGAAGGAAUUUUUUGAUGUGUGGCCAGUUCUGAUGGGCGAGGCUCCAGCCUACUCUGGUCCCAGGACUCCAGAUGGAAGGGAAAUUAACUUUUACAAAGUCAUUGACUACAUCCUGCACGGCAAAGAAGACAUCAAAGUAAUCCCGAACCCACCUGCUGACCACUGGGCUCUAGUGAGCGGUCUCCCCACUUAUGUGGCUCAAAACGGUCUGAUCUGCAAUAUAAUGAAUGCGGCUGCAGAGGACUUUUUUGAAUUCCAGAAAGAGCCUCUGGAUGAGUCUGGAUGGAUGAUUAAAAAUGUACUCUCCAUGCCAAUCGUCAACAAGAAGGAAGAGAUCGUUGGCGUGGCCACGUUUUACAACCGCAAAGAUGGGAAGCCCUUUGACGACAUGGACGAGACCCUCAUGGAGUCUUUGACUCAGUUUCUGGGCUGGUCAGUCUUAAACCCUGACACCUACGAGUCCAUGAACAAACUCGAGAACAGGAAGGAUAUCUUCCAGGAUAUUGUAAAAUAUCACGUGAAAUGUGAUAACGAUGAAAUCCAGAAGAUCUUGAAAACCAGAGAGGUGUACGGCAAAGAGCCAUGGGAAUGUGAGGAGGAGGAGCUGGCUGAGAUCCUGCAAGGAGAACUUCCAGAUCCCGAGAAAUACGAAAUCAACAAAUUUCACUUCAGUGACCUGCCCCUCACGGAGCUGGAGCUGGUGAAGUGCGGCAUACAGAUGUACUACGAGCUCAGAGUGGUGGACAAAUUCCACAUCCCGCAAGAGGCCCUCGUGCGCUUCAUGUAUUCGCUAAGCAAAGGCUACCGGAGGAUCACUUACCACAACUGGCGGCACGGCUUCAACGUGGGGCAGACCAUGUUCUCCUUGCUGGUGACAGGAAAGCUGAAGAGGUACUUCACUGAUCUGGAGGCCUUGGCCAUGGUCACUGCUGCCUUCUGUCAUGACAUCGACCACAGAGGCACCAACAACCUCUACCAGAUGAAAUCACAGAACCCCCUGGCCAAGCUCCAUGGGUCCUCCAUCUUGGAAAGGCAUCAUUUGGAGUUUGGCAAAACACUGCUGAGAGAUGAGAGCCUGAAUAUCUUUCAGAACCUGAAUCGCCGGCAGCAUGAGCAUGCCAUCCACAUGAUGGACAUUGCAAUCAUUGCCACAGACCUGGCCUUAUACUUCAAGAAAAGGACAAUGUUCCAGAAGAUUGUGGAUCAGUCAAAGACAUAUGAGAGUGCCCAGGAGUGGACCCAGUACAUGAUGCUGGAGCAGACACGGAAGGAAAUUGUGAUGGCCAUGAUGAUGACAGCCUGUGAUCUCUCAGCCAUCACCAAGCCCUGGGAGGUACAGAGCAAGGUGGCUCUGCUGGUGGCUGCUGAAUUCUGGGAGCAAGGAGACCUGGAGCGCACAGUGCUGCAACAGAAUCCCAUUCCCAUGAUGGACAGAAACAAGGCGGAUGAGCUACCCAAGCUUCAAGUUGGCUUCAUUGACUUUGUGUGCACUUUUGUCUAUAAGGAAUUCUCCCGGUUUCAUGAGGAGAUCACACCCAUGCUGGAUGGGAUCACUAACAACCGCAAGGAAUGGAAGGCGCUGGCUGAUGAUUAUGAGGCUAAGAUGAAGGCACUGGAGGAGGAGAAGCAGAAGCAGCAGGCAGUCAAGCAAGUUGCUUCCAGGAACCAGCCAGGAGGGAACCCCAGUCCAGGGGGCGCAACUGCAUCCAAGUCCUGUUGCAUCCAGUAGCUGACUUUGCUGCCGGCAGGGGGUACAGCCCUCAGGAAGGAAGAGGUCACUCAGGCCACUGAGCAGUUAAAGAAUCAGGAGUUGAGGGGUGGUGACAAACACAGCAGGCAUCUAUAUCAUCAAAUGGUCUUAGACAUUGUUUCUGUUUUGUUUUGUUUUGUUUUGUUUUAGACAGCUCUGGCUGGCCUGGAACUCUCUAUGUAGACAAGGCUGGCCAAAUUCACAGACACCCACCUGCUUCUGUGUCCCAAGUGCUGGGUUAAAAGCAUGCACCACCACACAGGGCUUAGAGAUCUUUUUUUUUUUUUUUUUUUUUUUUUUUUAAUCUUACAAAGUCUAUUGAGUUUAGCCCAAUAUUCUAGACUUCAUAUACUGACUUGAUAAAUUUUUGUUCUUAUAAUUCUUAUAAGCUCUUUAAACUUAGUGUUUUAUUAUAAAAGUAUCUGCUAAUUUCCAAAAGUAGAGAAUUAUACAUCAAAUACCACAAACUUACCCCAGAUUUGAACAUCAAGCUCUGGUCAUGUGUGAUUCACGUGUCUUCAUGUUCCUUUUCAAUUUCUCUCUUUCUCUCUUUCCUCCUUCAUCUUGACCUUCUUCCCUCCUUCCCUUUCUCCCUCCCUCCCUUUCCCACCAUGUAGCCCCAGCUUGCUUUAAACUCUCCAUUCCUGACCUUUGUGUUUACUACCACCCAUGACUUAGCUGAACAACUUAUGAAAAAUUCCAUACACAUGGCUCCACCCCUUCACAGUCUUUAGAGGAGUUUGUGCAUCUUUACAGGAAUAGGCAUCUUUAAAGCUCGCAUAUCUUACGUGGUAGCACAUGCCUGCAAUCCCAGCCCUGGGGAAAGAGGAAGGAGGAGGUCAAGAGUUUCAGAGGUCUUGGUCUAUACAGCAAGACCCCACCUCAAGGAGGAAGUUACCCUUCCUUAAAGGAACAGAGCCUUUUCUAGCAUGACACUGUCACAUGGAGGUGAAUGCUUCAUACCCAGCUGUGGAGUAUAUUCUGGUGAGCCACAGAGAAAGGGCUUGGAGCUUCAGUAGACAACUCUUUCAGGGGUUUCCUUAGCUGCAGGAUACUCUGCAUUUCUCGGGGAGGGGGGAUCUCUACCUGAGGUGGAUAAGUAUGAUCACAUUGCCCAACAUGGGUCAACUGUGGAAGGCCAGUCUAGCUCCAGGUUAGAGUCUGUUUCCUAGGAAAUCCAGCUGUGAUGUAAACUCUAAAUCAACCACCCUUAUGGCCCCAAAACUUUUUAAGAGACUAUUUGUGCUGGGUGUGGUGGUGCAGACCUUUAAUCCCAGCACACAAGAGGUGAAGGCAAAAGCAUGAUGGUAAAUUUGAGGCCAGCCUGGUUUACACAGAAAGUUCCAGGCUGGGCUACAGU
Messenger RNA from Arvicanthis niloticus (Nile rat), 4254 nucleotides. RefSeq names its product phosphodiesterase 6A (gene Pde6a). Lineage: Eukaryota; Metazoa; Chordata; Mammalia; Rodentia; Muridae. Gene Ontology annotation, molecular function: protein binding; 3',5'-cyclic-nucleotide phosphodiesterase activity. The record is from RefSeq and is a predicted model, not a curated record. Gene Ontology annotation, biological process: signal transduction.